AUGCAUUGUGUCUUCAUUUUAAUAAUGAACGAUACGUUUGAGAGGCGACUCAGACAAGUCUCUGUAAAAAGACGACUAGGAAAGACUAAUUCUUCAGCAAUCAACGGUCGAAAUGAUCUCAGAAACAAGCUUAAUCUUACUGUACGAACACCUGAUGCACGGACGUUGCUUCGCAACCGUACUCGUCAACGUAACUCGACAUUUCGCGACGCUAGAAAUGUCUUGAGGUCGAGGAAUAUACCUCAGCCACGUCGAAAUCCCAGGGUCCCGUUCUUCAUUCCCGUAAGAACGAUUAAAAAUGAACUUUUUGGAGGUCAAAUAAACAAUCUACGAAAUUCACGAAAACCACGUCCAACAUCCUUUCGUCCAGGUAUUCCUGAUCUGCUGAGCUUACCGUUGCCUCUUCCUAAUCCUCUUGAUUUUCUCAAUAACCCUACACCCCCUUCUGGGUUAUUUGCUAACUUAUUACCGUUUAAUGAAGUUCCAGUGUCUGCUUCUUCAUCAGGGCCUAAGAUUAGUCCAAUACAAGGUUUCCGUGUGGAAAUCCGUAACCUUCAACCGUCCGUUACGCUAGAUGAUGUAUUCGAGCUAUUUAGCAGCGUUGGAAGUUUACGUCUGUGUACUGUUACACGGCCUGGCCAGGCAGAAGUAAUUUAUAAUCAUUCUUCAGAUGCGCUUGAAGCAAUUGAACGUUAUAAUGGUCGUGAACUAGAUGGUCGUCCAAUGCGUGUAAGCCUUACUACACCAGUUAGUGAUUUACCCAGUGAACGUGACACUUCUGCUCGCAUGGCCUCAAGACUUGGACCAAAUUAUGGAAGAAAGCAAACUGAAACACAAGCUAAACAAGUUAUUCGUGAGUCUCUGAACAAAUCAGGCAUUCCGGUCGAAGUAGACGCAGAUGUUGUCCGCAAAGCUUUGUUCAACGUUAGUUCAUCUGGUAGCGUUCAAUCUAGAAGACCUGUUGAUUUCAGCGUUAGUUUACGUUAA
Molecule: messenger RNA, 987 nt
Organism: Schistosoma rodhaini
Lineage: Eukaryota; Metazoa; Platyhelminthes; Trematoda; Strigeidida; Schistosomatidae
Source: the annotation of a GenBank genome assembly